Molecule: messenger RNA, 1789 nt
Organism: Podarcis raffonei (Aeolian wall lizard)
Lineage: Eukaryota; Metazoa; Chordata; Lepidosauria; Squamata; Lacertidae
Exons: 7
Coding region: 1166-1789 (207 amino acids)
Source: RefSeq, a predicted model, not a curated record
GGGACUCUGGGUCUGGAUCUCCUUGUCAAGAUGAGGAAGCCUUCGUGUCCAUCCGCUGUAAGGACCAGGCACCUUUGCAAUUCGGAAUAUUGGAUUGAAAACUGAAGGAGUGCUCUGUAGAAGAUGAAAUGGAAGGAACAAGGCUCAGUUGAAAAUUCCUGUCAUAGUAGAAAAUGGAUAAGAGAGAGAGGUAUUAUUUUGUUUUUACUAGUAUAUAUGUCUCCAAGUAAGGUUUGUUAAAGGAGAUUUAUGAGGCUGGAAUUCUGUGAGCUAAAACUGGGUGUGUGAAGAUUUGAACUGCUUUGUGAACUGCAUUGAGACUGCGAAGGAGGGGAGUUUGCUGGGAGAAGAACCCGCCUCUAAUUGACUUGAUGCAGUUUACAACUUGCACUGUGGAGUGAGGAGGCUAUAAAGAUUUACAACUUGCAGUGCUGAAGAAGGACUGGUUGUGGAGAGCAGGAGGAUCUCUCAGGGAAAACUGCAAAUGGUUUAGUAGGGGAAUCUCUCCUGGUUGGCAACAUUGACUGUGGUUUGGAAUGAAUGGAGGGGAGGAAGAGACAGGACUUUGGAAAUAUGAUCUCCUCUUUUGCGAAACGGACUCCGAUGGGCAACCUUGAGAUUCUUGGCAGCAGAACGUCUGAGACAAAUUGCAUAAGGACUGCUUAUGGCAAGAAUUAAAACAUGGAUUGCCACUGAAUGGAAGGAGUUUAACAAAGACAGCCUCAUUCUACAACUGUGUUACGCUUCAGAUUCCCCUUUCAUAAAGAUGUCAUCCCUGCGAAGACGAGCCCGUUCAAGAAGGAAGGGGCAGACAAUGUUUCAAGUCGUUUUAAUUGCAAGGGAGCUGCUCCCCCACACUUGAGCAUUGGAAUUCUAAGGAUUCCAGAAGAAAGGGUUUAAAACUCAAAUUAACUAUGUUGGAUGCAUUCGCCAAGUUGCUCAAUUAAAGGGAAUGAGUGGAGUUGUGUUAUUGCAAAGGAUUACGAGGGACUUCUGCAUACCUACCCCUGACCUGUGGAUAAGAAUGUGCAAAGGAGCAGAUGGAUUAUAACUGGGUAUACAGUCGAGUGUGAUAAACCAUCUGUGUGGAAUAAGGAUGCUAUCUUUGUUAAUUAAAGCACCCAGGCAGAGAGGGAGAAGCAGUCAUGAACAUUAAGCUGUGGGUAUGCAAAGAAAAAGGAGACUGAGUCUGGCGAGACAAAGGACAAAAGGUGGUGAUAUUAAGGAAGCGCGAAGGAGAGCCAUAUUUGAAGAAGGAACGACAAAGAUUCUAAAAAUGGUAGAAGUCAACUAUCCAGAUCUUUUUCAGGCAGAUGAUAUCACAAAAUUCAAGAAAGCUGAGAAUGUAUCUAUGGCAAUAGCCGAAGAGAGAAAGAAAAUCAGUGAACUACAGCAGGCUAUUAAUGACAUUCACCGCAAGUUAGAUGAGGAAUGGAUUGUUUGGCAUGGAGCCCUAUAUACAUUUGACUUCAUUGCCACCCCAAGGACUUGGAAACAGUGCAUACAACUCUGCAACAGCAUGAAAUACAAUACAAAUUUGUUAUGUGUUGAAAGUGAUGAGGAGGAGGCCUUUGCUGUAUCCAGAGUGAAGAACAAACCGACCGAUUAUUUUAUUGGAGUUUCCAUGGUAGGCUCAGAAUGGCAUUGCUAUGAUAGAUCGUUUAGAAUCAAGAAACUGGUAACAGCCGGUCCUGAUCCCCCGGUGACUCACCUCCCUGUCUCGCCCGAAGGCCUCUCCUUCUCUCAGUCCUCAGUCUCUGCAUCUCGGGAGACACUGGUGGGUUACUAG